GCUGCGGGUGGGGCGGAUCCAGCAGUGCUCCCAGGGCCUCGGGAGCCAUGCUGGGGCUGCCCAUGCGGGCACGCGGGCAAGUGGGCUUGCCGCGUGCGCUGCCAGCGCUGUGGCAAGCCAGCGCCACAGCGGAUCGCCGAUGCCGCCCGGGCGGCAGCCAAGAAGCGCCCGCCGCGCGAGGCAGUGCCCGCGCCGGACACGCCUGGGGAACACCGCCAGCGGAGCGCUGGUGGUGGGCAGGCGCCUGGCCCGGUCUCCUACGCGGCCUUGGUGCAGCGCCUGCUGCCUUCGCCCUCGGUGCCAGCGGCGCCGCCUGGCGAUGUGGCGAUGCCCUCUCCUGUGGCGGCUGGCGCCUCGCCGGACGCCCCUGCCACCGAGCUGAGCCAGGCGCAGCGGGAGUUCCGCUACUGGCGCGAGCGCCGCACGGCUGCGCAGCGCUAUGCGGCGGAGGCGGACGUGGCGGAGUGCGACCGGCAGAUCCGCGCGUCGUUGGAGCUGGCUGCCCAAGCAUCCCGGCCUUGGGCGGUCCGUGUCCAGGCCGCCGCGGACUUGCAGAAGGCGGCGGCGGCCAAGCUCCAGGCGACCACCGACGACCUGGCCGAGGCGCGCCGGGCUGUCGUGCACUUCGAAGCCGAGGCGGCGAAAGCGCAGGAGGCGCUGCGCCUGGCCGACGCGGCGCUGCUGGCGGUGCAGGCGGAGGCUACUCCUGCCCGAGCACCGCCGCCGGCGCAGCUCACCGAGGCGGGGGUCGACGCGGCCUUCGCCACCCUCGCUGCGGCCACGUCGGUGCUGCAGCAACGCGGAGGUGGCUCCGGAGGCGGCGGCGGCGGCGAGGCCGCGGCGCUCGUCGAGCAGCUGCGCGCGCUGGUCGCCGCUGCGGUGCGUGGGGCCGCUGCGGAGGUCCCUGCCGCAGGUGCGGCGGCGGCCGCGGCAGGGCCGCACCCGCUGGGGCUCCUGCAGCCCCCGGUGCCCCGCCGCCUGCAGGGGCCGUCGAUGCUGCCGCGCCUCGGAGCCUGGACGCUGCGGCUGGGGCUGCCGCAGCUCCCGGCGGCAGGUCACGCUCAGGCAGUGCUUGGGCCGCCCGCGAGCCUCCUCCACGCCGCCGCGCUGCCCGGGCAGGCGGGAGCGAUCGCGGAGCCUCGAGCGGGGUGCGACCGGCGCCUGAGCGCGGCCAACCCAGCGCCGGCGCCUUGCCCGGCGGCCCCAGGGAGGCGGUUGCCAGAGCCGUGCCUUGGCAACCUCACACGGGCGCGCGGCCCGGCGGCACCAGGAGAGCGGUUGCUGGAGCCGUGGUUUGGCAACCCAGCGCCGGCUCUCUGCCCAGCGGCCCCAGGGGAGCGGUUGCCGGAGCAGUGGCGCGGUAACCCAGCGUCGGCGCCUUGCCCGGCGGCCCCAGGAGGGCGGUUGCCGGAGGCCUCGCCCGGCAACCUCGCGCGAGGCGUCCGCGUGGACGAGGCGUCCCACCCAGGGCCUGGGCGAGGAGGUGCGACGAGGAGUACGCGCACCGUCGUGGCUAAUGUCACGAGCUGGCGGGGCAGCUGGCGCGGGCUCCUGGCGGCCGACGCCGACGUGUACUGCGUGCAGGAGGCCCGAGUGCCUGUUGACGAGGGUUGCGUUGCCGCCGUGGUCGACGGAGCCCGACUCCGCGGCCUCCGCCUGCAGCUCGGGGCCUCCAGCGAUGGCACGCACCUGCUGGCCUUCGCGCAUCGGGAGGGCCUGCACGGCCUCCGCGCGGUGGACAUGAUCGGCUUCACCUCGGAGCAGGACAACGAGGCGCUGCUCGUGGCAGCGGUUUCGUGGCUGCGGUCGCUGGGCGACGUGCAGGCGCUGCUGGUGGGGGAUUUCAACCUCGUGCUGCAUGGGACCAGCGUGGAGCCCCUCUUGGCCAUGGCCGGCUGGCAGGACGUAUUGGCCCACCUGCUUGCCGAGCUCAGGCUCGGCAGAGUGUCACCGACGAAGUGUUGCAAGAGCAAGGGGCACCGUUUCGUGCUGGCCUUCGCGACGGUCGCCUUGACGCUGCCUGGGGCGCGCUGGAGGCUGCCAUGCCUGGAGCCGCUCGUGCGGCAGUACGCUGGCACGAAGUGGCACGCGAGUCGGCCGCGCGCUUCAGGCGCCGGCGGCGAGGCCAGCGACAAAGUUGCCGACGCCGCGCUACUCCGGGCACGGCGGCUACGCUCCAUGCGCGAGAUCGCGAGCCGCUGGGGCCUCGGCUGCCACCGGGCGCGGGCCGUCGCUGCAGCGCUGGUCAGGGACGAGCCUUUUGGGGGCGCCUGGACGGCCGACCUGCAGCGGCUCACAGCGGCACCGGGCCUGCUCGAGAGCUGCGUCUUGCGGGCCGAGCUCGAGCGUCAGGAGGCGCAGCGGGCAGCCCGCGACCGUCGCCGCGGCUCCUGGCACGAGUGGGCGCGCCAGGCGAUGGCUAACGGCGGAGGCCGGCUGUGCAAAUGGAUCCGCUCGGAUGGCGCCCUGGCGGCCCCCUUUGUGCCAGACCCUCCUGCUGGCGCCGCUGCAGGACGCCGUGGACAGGCGAUCAUCCGGGCGAUGGCGAAGAACAAGGCGCCCGGCCUGGGCGGAUGGGCAGUCGCGGAGCUUCGCCUCCUGCCCCGCGAGCUGCUCGAAUGGGUCGCGGAGCUUUUCGAAUUCGUCGAGCAGACGGGCCGUUGGCCGAUCUGGCUGCUCCCCAUGUUGCACCACGUCUGGGCCGCGGGCAGGGCGCAGCUGUUCGCGCGAUGGCGCGCGGCGUGGGGCGACGCUGACGGCAGCAUCGGUUCCGAGGAGCUCGCGUGUAACCUCGCCCUCGAGCUCGAGGUCCCCGACCCGUCCUGGUCCGUCCGAUAUUGGCCCUGCCCCGGCUUCGUCUUCAGGGGCCUUCUCGGCCUUCCGCGCCUGCCGGAGCCUUGGGAACGGCUGGCUGUGGCCGCUGCGGGUUGGGGUGGUCUGGUAG
Molecule: messenger RNA, 2944 nt
Organism: Prorocentrum cordatum
Lineage: Eukaryota; Dinophyceae; Prorocentrales; Prorocentraceae
Source: the annotation of a GenBank genome assembly